Messenger RNA from Laetiporus sulphureus 93-53, 2496 nucleotides. Its product is annotated as alpha/beta-hydrolase. Bases 1 to 2496 code for a protein of 831 amino acids. The transcript has 17 exons. The record is from RefSeq and is a predicted model, not a curated record. Lineage: Eukaryota; Fungi; Basidiomycota; Agaricomycetes; Polyporales; Laetiporaceae.
AUGUCGCGCCAGGAUCCCGCAGCGAUCGCGGUCCUUCUAGAGCAGCUGAAGGCAUCACAAGUAUGGCAAGACAUCGUCAAUCCUAAGACACAGAACACAGCCACUCCGAGCACUAACACCAGUAGCGUUCCCAGUUCUGAGCAGUCCUCUGGCGCCGCGGUCUUGGCAAGUCCUAAAAUUGAUACCCAUGCAAUCAUCGGCGGCUCAGCUGCGGCCGAUGCAACUGCUGCGCCGUCGUCGACCGUUGCCUCAUUGCUGUCUCAGCUGCGUGGCACUUCGUCAUACAGUGGCUCUUCUAAUCCAAUUCAUCCUCAUGUUCAAUACCCUGCGACAUGUAAUGAUUACCCGCCGUCGCAGGUUACAACCAUUACUCCUGCAUUGCCCGAGCCCGGCCCCAGCAGACCUUUGUCCACGCCGACAGUGUCGUCGGCCCGGCGUGAAGACCUUCGCAACCUCUCCUACAAGCAGACACUGCCCCAUCUGGCUCGCCUUUCCGAGGAUCCAGGCUUUGUGGAAGCUAUCUCGACGCUCAAGAAGGAACAGGCCGAGCUGGAGAGACAGCUCUGGGAAGAAAGGCAGGCGAUACAGUGCAGCCACGAGGAAAAGGUCAAAGUCGCGCGCACGAAGGCGAGCAUGAUCGGAGCUGGACUCACACAGUAUGAAGCCGAUACGAUGUCGGCCGCCUUCCGGCAAGAGUUGCAGAAGUUCGACGCAGAACGGGUCCUUCCUGCCUGGGAUGGUCUAGUCUCCAAGCAGCAGGCCAAGCUCGAAGCGUUUGGAGUGCCCACCAUGUAUCCGACCGUGAUGAUUGCAGACAGAGAGACUAGUGCGAAUCUACUCGUCGUCAUGAUUUCACGCAGUCCUCGUUCUCUUGGUCCUACUGCAUGUUGCGCGACGGUCAGCGAACUGUGGCGCGGGAGCAUUGUUAGGCGCCUCGCGUACACAUCCGGCGCUUACCGGCCGGUUAUCCGUGGAAAUGAUGCUGAUGGCAACUACCAACUGGACGUCCUGCAGAGGCAGCAAUGCUGCCAAUCAAUCCACACUUUACCGCCGUUCGGUUCUCUUCUUUUCGCGACCAUGCCCUAUGUCGACCUGGUCUCUUCUGACGACUACACGUCUAUCUGGUACACUACAAAUUCACCGAAUGGGAAUGUCGGCGGUUUCGACCCGGCAAAGCCGACCAUUGUGAUGUUGCACCCGGUUUUCUUGGACUCGACGUGGCUGCAUCCACAGAUGGACGACCAUCGGCUGAACUCGUGCUUCAAUAUCAUCAUAUUCGACACGCGUUCGACAGGUAAAUCAUUAUCAAGACCUACAGGUCGGCACGACCUCUGGGUAAACGCCGCCGAUCUCGCGCAUUGCUUCCAUCACCUGUGCCUGCCGCCUGCACAUAUGUUUGCUCCGGAGCUAAAUGCAUACGCAGCCCUACGAUUAGCAGCGUUGUUUCCCGACCUUUUGCUUAGCCUGACGUUGGUCAACAUUCCUGCACAAACAGAAAUUCGUACUGUCUUCGAGGCUUUCGAAGAGCUCACACAGUUAUGGUCGUUUUCUGAAGAUCUAGAAUCGUUCGAGUAUUCUUGCAAAGAGCUUCUAGACUUCUUUGCCGGCCAAGACGCACACCCGGAUCUACAAGACGAGCUCGUCGCGUACUGGGAAGUACACUAUCCGCCCUUCCGGAGGUCACAUGUCAUCACAAAUGUGAAUCUUUUCAUGAACCGAAGACCACUGACCCCGGAAGAGCUCGCCUGUGUAACAUGCCCUACCCUUAUCAUCCAGGCUGAGCGCAGCCAAACACAUCCACUAGAAUACGCAGAGCGCGUUGCAAACAGUCUUGUCAAUGUACCAGGAGGAUGUACAGUGUUCUCGGUCAAGGGUAAGGCAAGCCAAGGAUACCUCUCUAUCAUAAGUGCCUCCAUCGUCAACCAGGUCUUCAACAAGUUCCUUGCCCGUCAGCCUCCAGCGCGCUCUGAUUCCAAGCGUCCCAGCAUUCCCCUUGCAGAGCGCAUGAAAGCUGGUCUUGCGAAGCUCGCGCAGUUACGCAACGAGCCAACUUUUGUCGACCGGGAUCCGCUCUCGCCGCUGUCGUUCUCAUGUGUCUCUCCCGAGGUAUGCAAGAGCCAGGAGGAGACCCGCGCAACAUAUCAGAAGGAAGAACGCACGGCCUUCUCUCCGCUGGGCCUUGAUGGGCGGCCCCUCCGCAAGUUCUCAGAGCGAAAGGAUCACUGGCUGGACAGCGGUUCGGAUGGUUACUCCUACUCGAGCGCCCAACUGUACAAGGAGAAGAAGCGACAACAGAAGCCCUCUCGCCGGCGAGAUGAUAAUGACGUCGGUAUCAUGCUGCCGCCGUCGGAGCCAGUGUCUGAGGAACAACAGGUUUCUCGACUCCGGCGUGCGACGAUCAACCCGAGCGCAGUCGACAAGCAGGUUAUUAAGGGCUCCAUGGCGAAGGUCGUCGCGACUGGGGGAAACAUGCCGCUACCGCGUUUGCUGCGGUGA